UGACCUGUUGGCUCACCUCGUCUUCUUCUCCUUCCUACUUCCGGCUAUGGAGGUCUGACAGCAAGACAUUUAAACGCUACUCCGCCUCUCGACCUUCACCCGAGGAAGCUUACUAAAGGAACAAUCGAUUUAAGAUGCCCGUGAGUGUGGCACCAUACGGCCAUGGUCAGGCCCAGCCCAGCUGUUUCGACAGGGUCAAGAUGGGCUUCAUGAUGGGCUUCGCGGUGGGCAUGGCCGCCGGAGCCAUGUUCGGAACUUUCUCCUGUCUCAGAAUCGGCAUGCGAGGCCGGGAACUGAUGGGAGGAGUGGGCAAGACCAUGAUGCAAAGCGGGGGGACGUUUGGGACCUUCAUGGCCAUCGGGAUGGGCAUCCGCUGCUGAUGAUGAGCACAACAACAGAGCUCCUAUGUGCAAUCCAACGACACCUAUGGGACUUUUGCAGUGGUGGCGUCCGUUGGGCCAUGUCACGGCUUUCAUUAAAUACAAACUAAACACCGA
Corythoichthys intestinalis (scribbled pipefish) is the source of this 497-nucleotide messenger RNA. RefSeq names its product reactive oxygen species modulator 1 (gene romo1). Gene Ontology annotation, biological process: protein import into mitochondrial matrix; protein insertion into mitochondrial inner membrane. NCBI's taxonomy places the organism in Eukaryota, Metazoa, Chordata, Actinopteri, Syngnathiformes, Syngnathidae. The record is from RefSeq and is a predicted model, not a curated record. The transcript is spliced from 3 exons. Gene Ontology annotation, cellular component: TIM23 mitochondrial import inner membrane translocase complex. The coding region runs from base 135 to 380 and encodes 81 amino acids.